AGACCAUACAGGAUGUCUCGCGAGCGAUAUCAGCCCUUCAAACGCUUUCAGAAGAGAACCCAGAGGUUUUUUCUGCUCAUUACAAUGAUAUCAAGAGACUAUACAACUCCUUCAAAUCUUUAUUAGGAAGUUCGAACCAUAUUACUCGCGUCCAGGAGCAGACACUGCCAGAUCAAGCCAUUCGACAACGGGAUGAAAAAGCAGCAUACAGCGUAAUGCGCUACUUGUCGAAAAGAACACACGAGAUAGAGACAUUCAGCAAGAAGAAAGUCUCUGAUAUUAUCAUUAGUGACAGGAAGAGUGAAGACUUUCGCGUCCGAGACGGCAAGCAAGCGGUCGCGAACAACAGUAUGGAGGUACGAUUCAGAGCUGGACUAGGGGUAUCUUCACUGGCAGAAGACUUUCUGAAAUAUUCAGACGAGAUUUGCCAACACUCAAAACUGGAUGAAAUGCUCCUCAAUUCCAAGAAAGGAUCGAGCUAUCAACAAUACACUGAGAUAUGUCCCCAUUUCACCGACAAGAGGGGAGCUGCUCUAUUAAUCGGGAUUGGCAUCAAGUUCAAAUUUCUCGAGAGAAUCCUAAAGACAAAACUUCAGGAGCUCUCUGUGAAUACGGAACUCUCAGACUCGCUUCCUCUUUCUUAUGUCUGGAUAACAUUUUUUGCGUGGAGCUAUAUCCCACGCUGUUCGCCUAACGCCUUACAAGUGAUUGCCCAGAAUCUUAUAUCCGGCGAGGUUUGGAAGAACCUAGCAGCAAGCGCAAGGUCUUGGCGAGAUGAAUGCUCUGAAACUUACAGAUCACUUUGUUUCAGUUGCUCGCCCGCAUAUGGAUUUGCUCGUUCAUCGUCAUCUUCUGGAUCAAGUGCUAUAGAUGGGGCCAUAUUCUCUCAAUGCUCUCAACCUUCUCUUGAAGCUCCUGACACAGAUGGAGCAGCUGCAUCUACUUCCCCAUCUUCAUCUUCGGAGAUACUCGGCCCAGAGAAUGUGGUUGAAAAGCCAGUAUCUGUACCUACUCUUGUCAACCCCUUACCGCCUUCUUCCUUGUCAGAAACCUCGAAUUCAGCUGAUGUUGUGUCCUCCCCGAAUCCGCCUCUAACCACCAAGCGCCGGCUCUCAAGCGGCGCAAUUCCUAUUCCUAGUAAACACCAAAGGACAAUGGAUCAUGAGCCUGAUGAUGAUGUAUACACCAAUGCAACGGUACCAGAACUCCAUUCUAUUUCAGACUCGGAUCCAUUUGGUCCAGAUAUGGAGCAUACUGUGCUUGCAAGCAUAGCACAAGGUGUUUCUAUUCCGACUGUGACACUUUCUCCAUAUAAUCCAAAUCCCGAUAUCGACAUCUGGAAUUGUCCAAUCUUCUCUGAAACGCUUCUCAGUGAUGAAAGUUCUAGGGUUCCAUCCAGCCCCGCGAUUCUCGAUGUCGAUAUCUGGAACAUCCCAGUAUUUUCAGAAGGUUUUGAACCCGGUGAUGACGUGAUUCCAGAUAACCCACUGAUAAGUUCAAUUAAUCCACCCGGUGAAAAUGUUGAUAGUUGGGACGACCCGAUGGCUCACACGAGUACCCAAGAUCGCAAUGACAAUCACUCCAAGCCAGUUCUUCCCGUACAGAGAUCGAUAUUUGGAAUGACCCGACAUUCUUUACCGGUACGCGAGAUGGUUAUAACGAUGCUUACAGCUCUGGGCUCUUCCCAGAAAGCUCGUCAAGUACAGGCAUUAACAUUUGGGAGCAUCCGGUGAUAAUGUCGGGUUUACAAGAUGGUGAUGACAGCUCUUAUGGACAUCUUGCAGAUCGAUUAAAUAUUCCAGCUACAUGA
Aspergillus japonicus CBS 114.51 is the source of this 1810-nucleotide messenger RNA. RefSeq lists its product as uncharacterized. The coding region runs from base 216 to 1733 and encodes 505 amino acids. The record is from RefSeq and is a predicted model, not a curated record. The transcript is spliced from 2 exons. NCBI's taxonomy places the organism in Eukaryota, Fungi, Ascomycota, Eurotiomycetes, Eurotiales, Aspergillaceae.